Diutina rugosa is the source of this 595-nucleotide messenger RNA. RefSeq lists its product as uncharacterized. The transcript has a single exon. The annotation marks the transcript as partial. The record is from RefSeq and is a predicted model, not a curated record. NCBI's taxonomy places the organism in Eukaryota, Fungi, Ascomycota, Pichiomycetes, Serinales, Debaryomycetaceae.
CAUUGUUAAGGAAAACGAACACGGUGUUGUGACUACUGCUGAAUGUGUUGUUGAAGUUACCACAGACGCUACUGGUGGCGUGGUCACCAAGACUUCCACCAUCGGUAGUAAGCCUACCGAAUGUGACGUGUGCUCGGUGUACACCACUGCUGUUGUGGAAACUAAGGACAACGGUGCUGUCGUGACUGCUGAACAUGUUGUUGAAGUCACUACCGACUCUACUGGCGGUGUGAUCACUUCUACUGUGGCUCCUCACUACACCACCUUGAUCACCACUAACGAAAAUGGUGAAGUGUUAACGUACACAACCCUUGAAAGCGAGGCCAAGACGACUGACACCGGGUCUGGAAACAACGUCGACUCCGGCUCAGGUGAAGGCUCGCCCAAUGUGCCCGCCGGUGAAGGCCAAGCCAAUACUUUGGCUGGGUCUAAUGUGGUACCCUCUGGUUCCACUGUGUUGACACUUCCUGGUGCUCAAAGUACUGCUGGCUCCACCCCUGGUGGGUCCGAACCUUCGGUUAUUGCUGAGGGCAGCGCGUCGACCAAGUUGAUCUCGAGAUCGUUGGCGGCGAUGUUGCUUCUCUUUGUUUUGUGA